AUGCCUCAUACUAAAAAACCUCAUGAUAUCAAAUAUAGUAAAUCACAAACAUUUACUCAUAAUACUGAAAUUCCAAUACUUCAACUUAUAUUUCUUGAACAAACUUAUGAUUCAAAUCCUACCGAAUUUAAUUUACAACAAAGUAAUAAUAAUGAUGUUAAUAAUAAUUUUAUUGAUGAAAGUAUACCUGUUGAUAGUGAUGAUAGUAUUUAUAAAGAAAAGAAAACUCAUUUGAAUAAAUUCUGGCAGUCAAUUCAUGUUCAACUUAAAGACGCAUUAAUUGAGUUGAAAAGUCAAUAUAAUGUUGAAGAAAAUAUAUGUCUUUAUAAAAAAUGUUAUAAUAAUGAACUAUUUAAAAUAAUUACAGUUGAUUGUAUUUAUUUUAAACAAUUUGUAGAAAAAUUACUUCUAUUAGCACAAAUAUCAUAUGAAAGUUUUUGUAUUGCUUUAAGAUAUAUUUAUGAUAAUAAACUUAGUAGUCAUAAAAAUAUUUAUAAACUUUUUAUGUCUACUUUUAGAUAA
Messenger RNA from Rhizophagus irregularis DAOM 181602=DAOM 197198, 522 nucleotides. RefSeq lists its product as uncharacterized. The record is from RefSeq and is a predicted model, not a curated record. Lineage: Eukaryota; Fungi; Glomeromycota; Glomeromycetes; Glomerales; Glomeraceae.